AUGGCCUCGCUUGCGGGCAGAGGCCGUGCAAAGAUUCGCGCACCGCGACGGGGACUCCAAGCCGAUGUCGAUUUCGAAACCACAUGGUCCACACUAGAGCGCGCAUUCAACGAGAUCCACACAAAGAACGCCUCUGCGCUGUCAUUCGAGGAGCUGUACCGCAAUGCAUACAAGAUUGUGCUGAAGAAGAAGGGUGAUGAGCUGUACAAUAAGGUGGUGGAAUUUGAGCAGACAUGGCUCGGCCAGACUGUCCGGCCGCGCAUCGUUCACCAACUGCCGCCUUCGCUGCUUCUGACAGACGGCUCUUCGAAAACACUUGCAACAGAAUCAGAACGUCGGGUAGCAGGUGAGAGCUUUCUACGGGCAUUGAAGCAGGCAUGGGAGGAGCAUCAAGUGUGCAUGGGUAUGCUCACGGACGUGCUAAUGUACAUGGAUCGCGUGUAUUGUACCGACCAUCGUAAACCCUCCAUAUACGCCAAAUCAAUGGGCCUGUUUCGCGACCAGAUCCUCCAAUACCCCGUACGACCGAACCUCCCAAGCCUACUUGAUAUCCUCACGAGCACGAUCCUCGAUCAGAUUCAGAUGGACCGCGAUGGCGACAGCAUCGACAAAUACCUCAUCAAAUCAAAUGUGUACCUGCUGGAAGGUCUGUACGAAACGGACAACGAAGUCGAAGAAGCAAAGCUGUACUUGCGGGCAUUCGAGGAGCGAUUCCUUAAUGACAGCGCAGUUUUCUACCGGGAGGAAGGCGAGCGGUUAUUGAAAGAGUCAGACGCCGGAACAUAUUGCAAGCAUGCGAAGAGACGGAUCGAUGAAGAGGUUGAUCGGUGUAGGACGACAUUAUCAGAAACCACUUCUCCGCGGAUACAAAAGUUGGUGGAGGAUGAGCUGAUCAGACACAAGAUGAAGGGAUUGAUCGAAAUGGACAGCGGGGUGCAAUACAUGGUCGACAACGAUAAGUUUAACGAACUUCAUCUGGUGUACGACCUGGAAGCCCGCGUGGAUCCGCGCAAGCCGGAGCUCACCAAAGCCAUUCAAAAGAUCAUCGCAGAUAUGGGUGGGAAGAUCAACAAUGCGGCAGUCGCAGCUGCACAAGCUCCGCCUCCUGCGCCAGCAUCAAAUACAGCGCCGGCAGUUCCAGGCGGUGCAAAACAGAUCAACCAGCAAACAGCGGCUGCACUACAGUGGGUGGAGGAUAUCCUGGAGCUGAAAGACCGAUUUGACAGGAUUGAGAGGACAUCGUUCAACAACGAUCAAGCCAUCUCGACCGCACUCACCCGUAGCAUGGGUGAGAACAUCAACAAUUUCAACCGAGGUAGCGAGUACAUUUCACUCUUCAUCGACGAUAACAUGAAGAAGGGCAUCAAAGACAAGACCGAUGUUGAAGUGGAGCAAAUUCUGGAGAAGGCCAUCAUUCUCCUGCGAUAUCUCCAAGACAAGGACAUGUUUGAGACCUACUACAAGAAGCAUCUCUGCAAGCGCCUACUGCUCAACAAGAGUCAGAGUCCAGAAGUUGAAAAGCAGAUGAUCAGCAGGAUGAAGAUGGAGCUCGGCAACAGUUUCACGCUCAAGCUCGAGGCCAUGUUCAAGGAUAUGAACCUGAGUGUCGAUCUGACCAACGACUACCGCAAGCAAGUGGCCAAGUUGGGAGACGUGGACCGCUCGCGCGUCGAUCUCAACGUUAACAUUCUCACAUCAAUGACCUGGCCGCUGGAAGCAUUCCGUGGUGGAUCCGAAGAAGAGAACGAAUCCAAAGCACAAAUCAUCUACGCUCCCGCACUCGACCGCGUUCGCGUUGGCUUCGAGCGAUUCUACACUGACAAGCACUCCGGCCGCAAACUCACAUGGCAGAGCAACAUGGGUACCGUCGACAUGCGCGCCAUCUUCCCGAAGUCCAAACGCGAGAAUGGUGCUCUUCGCACGCACGAAGUCAACUGCUCCACAUACGCCUGUUUAAUCCUGCUCCUCUUCAACGACAAUGCCUCGACCGACUCGACCACGACUCUCACCCUCGAAGAAAUCCAAGCCGCGACCAACAUCCCCAUGUCUGCACUCACCCGCAACCUCCAAUCCCUCGCCGUCGCGCCCAAAACUCGACUCCUCACCAAAGAGCCCAUGUCCCGUGAGGUCAAACCCGGCGAUCGCUUCAGCUUCAACUCCUCGUUCGUCCCCAAGGCGAUCAAAAUCACCGUCAACGUCGUCUCUGCAGGCAACAAAGUUGAAGGCGACACCGAACGCAAGGAAACCGAGAAGCGGAACAACGACUCCCGAGCUUUCGCGGUGGAAGCGGCAGUCGUGAGAAUCAUGAAGAUGAGGAAGACAUUGAGUCACGCCGAGUUGCUGAAUGAGACGAUUGGAGCGUUGAACUCGCAGUUCAAACCGGAUGUGGGCAUGAUCAAGAAGAGGAUCGAGAGUCUGAUUGAGAGGGAGUACCUUGCCAGAAUAGAGGAGGCGCCGGUGCCGAGUUAUCGGUAUUUGGCGUAG
Messenger RNA from Zymoseptoria tritici IPO323, 2484 nucleotides. RefSeq lists its product as uncharacterized. Gene Ontology annotation, biological process: protein ubiquitination; ubiquitin-dependent protein catabolic process. The transcript is spliced from 3 exons. The coding region runs from base 1 to 2484 and encodes 827 amino acids. The record is from RefSeq and is a predicted model, not a curated record. Gene Ontology annotation, molecular function: ubiquitin protein ligase binding. Gene Ontology annotation, cellular component: Cul3-RING ubiquitin ligase complex. NCBI's taxonomy places the organism in Eukaryota, Fungi, Ascomycota, Dothideomycetes, Mycosphaerellales, Mycosphaerellaceae.